Molecule: messenger RNA, 612 nt
Organism: Didymodactylos carnosus
Lineage: Eukaryota; Metazoa; Rotifera; Eurotatoria; Philodinida; Philodinidae
Source: the annotation of a GenBank genome assembly
AUGUCAGACGUGAUUCUUGAAGAUGUUGCUUUGACAACCCCAAGUGAUAUUAGAGUAUUUGGAAAAUGGAGCGGUGCCGAAGUUCAAAUUUCCGAUAUGUCGUUGGUGGAUUAUAUCCUUGGAGCGAAACAACCCAAAUAUCUACCACAUUCAGCCGGACGUUAUCAAGUUAAACGUUUUAGAAAAGCUAUGUGCCCAAUUGUUGAACGACUUGUUUGUUCAUUGAUGUUCCAUGGUCGUAAUAAUGGAAAAAAAUUAUUGGCAGUUCGAAUUGUCCGCCAUACGUUUGAAAUUAUCCAUUUAUUAACUGGUGAAAACCCAUUACAAGUACUUGUCAACGCUAUUAUUAAUAGUGGACCAAGAGAAGAUUCAACUCGAAUUGGCCGAGCUGGAACAGUAAGACGACAAGCAGUCGAUGUGUCACCAUUAAGACGUGUUAAUCAAGCACUCUAUUUGUUGUGUACCGGCGCUCGUGAUUCAGCAUUCAAAAGUGUUAAAACCAUAGCUGAAUGUUUAGCUGAUGAACUUAUCAAUGCGGCCAAAGGAUCAUCGACAUCAUUUGCGAUUAAACGUAAAGAUGAAUUAGAACGUGUUGCCAAAUCAAAUCGUUAA